GCAGAGAGAAACGCGGUUGUGAAGCAGAAAUGUCGUCGGUGUGACGCUCCGUGUCGUUUUCAGGUUUUCUGAUCCUCGUACAUGAACCGAGAUCAGCCUCGACCUCUCACCAUGGUCCUGCUUGGAAAAACUGGAGUCGGUAAAAGUGCUUCAGGAAACACAAUUUUAAGACGACGAGGAUUUGAGUCGAAGCUGUCCUUAAAACCAGUGACGAAACGUAUCUCUGAGGAAACAGAAUAUGUGUUCGGGCAACACAUCUCAGUGAUCGACACUCCAGGAAUAUUAGACACCAAGUACAAAGAUGAGAUUAACGACUUCUGCCAGGAGCUCCUGCAGUCCUCCAGACGUUGUCUGUUUCUGGUGGUGCUCAGAGUUGGAAGGUUCACAGAGGAGGACCAGAGGGCUGUGAGGACAGCUCAGGAAGUCAUCGGGCCUCGGGGGAUGAAAAACACUUACCUGCUCUUCACUGGUGGUGAUGCUUUAAAGGACAAGACGUUGGACGACUUUAUCUUUGAAGAUGAAGAAGAAGCUACACUUCCAGAUGUUGUUAAAAUGUUUGGGGGGGCAUAUCACCUCUUCAACAAUGAUGAUGAUGAUGAAGAACAAGUCAGACAGCUGCUGGUGAAGUCAGGCCACCUCUCACCCCAACAACAACCUGGUCCCUCAGCUGAUGUCUCCAGAGACAGGAGGAUCGUGCUGCUGGGUCGACCUGGAGCAGGAAAGAGUUCAUCAGGAAACACCAUCCUAAGAUCUGAAAAGUUCAAAUCAGGCUGUGGCUUUGGUUCAGUCAGUACUGAGACAGUCUCUGAAUCAGCCACAGUGGAGGGUCGUCAGGUCACAGUGGUCGACACUCCUGGAUUCACUGAUGCUGUUCUGACUCCUGAACAGCUGUACCUGGAGAUCAUGAAGUCAGUAGUGAAGGCCAGUCCAGGACCUCAUGCUUUUGUCUUUGUGGUCAGAUUAGGCAGAAUCACAAAAGAAGACAUCAAACUGUUUGAGAUACUUCCCAAACUGUUUGAGGGAGGUGCCUCUAAAUACUCCAUGGUCCUGUUCACUCAUGGAGACGAUCUAAAAGGUCAAACUAUGGAUAGUCUGAUCAGGUCCAACAGACACGUGUCAGACCUGGUCUCCAUGUGCGGGGGUCGAUUCUGUGUGUUUGACAAUAAAACCAAAAAAAGCAGAGAGCAGGUCAGAAGCUUCCUGAGUAAAGUAGAUGAGAUGGUGUCAGCCAAUGGUGGAGGACACUACACUGAUGACAUGUUCAGGAUGGCUGAGACGUUCAUUAUGGAAGAAAGGAGAAAAGACGCAGACAAGACAGGUCCAUUAGUAAAGACAGGUCCUACAGGUGCGACGGGUGCGACGGGUUCUUCAAGUGGAUCAGGUGGUGCUAACAGUAUAUUCGCGAAAAUUUAUAGUUUCUUCAAAGAUUGAUACAAUUGUGUUUUUCUCACAGUUCCUGACUGCAAUAAAGGAAAUAUUAAAACUAUUGAACU
Molecule: messenger RNA, 1493 nt
Organism: Epinephelus lanceolatus (giant grouper)
Lineage: Eukaryota; Metazoa; Chordata; Actinopteri; Perciformes; Serranidae
Product: GTPase IMAP family member 8-like
Molecular function (GO): GTP binding
Source: RefSeq, a predicted model, not a curated record